Messenger RNA from Helianthus annuus (common sunflower), 944 nucleotides. RefSeq lists its product as uncharacterized. The coding region runs from base 129 to 572 and encodes 147 amino acids. NCBI's taxonomy places the organism in Eukaryota, Viridiplantae, Streptophyta, Magnoliopsida, Asterales, Asteraceae. The transcript has 4 exons. The record is from RefSeq and is a predicted model, not a curated record.
CAGUAACCAACACAACCACAUAUUCUAACGGUCGCCACAGAGAGCAAACCAACUUACACUAGUUCAGAUCAUACCUGUAACUCUAUAAAUAUACCUUUGGUUAUUCAUAUCCCUUUGAGAAACAAAAUAUGUCAUCUCUUGCUUAUUUCCUCAUCCUCCACCUAUGUGUUUCCAUGCAUGCAUGCAGUUCCCGCCAUCUUCGCGUGUUCCACAAGGAACCCGAAAACGAAAUAUUGAGUCUUGAAAGUAGCAAGACACCAGAACUAGUGUUUGAGCUCCAAGGAAGAAAGGUUAAUGAAGAUAACAUUGAACAAAGGGAGUCCAAGCUUGAGUUUACUUUAAAUGAGCAGAAGGCGUGGAAAGGAAGUGAAUAUAUCAAGGUACAAAUAUCUCAAGAGGAAAAUAAAAUAGAGGAAUGGAAGAAUCAUGGUCGAUCAACAAAGGAGUCUAAGCUACAAGAUUCAAAGGAAACUAUUAAUAAAUCUAAGGAUAAUAGUGUUACUGAAGAUGUUGUAGUCAUGGACUAUGCACAGCCCCAUCGUAAACCACCUAUCCACAAUAUACAGCCCUAAAAUUACUUGUUCUUGUUAAUUCUCCCUUAAAUCUCAUAUGGGUAUAUUCCAUUAUAUGUAAGAGAAUUAAAGGGAGUCUAGUACUUCGAUUCGAUCCUUCCUGUUAUAUUUAAAUUAGUUACUCGAUAUUAUAUUUUUCGAUCUUGUAUUGUAAGAUGAAUUAAGUUAUGCAUUCAGAGUUGUAAGUACAAUAACCCUUUUGGGGGUAUAUUAUGAUCAACUCUAGCAAUGCUUUGUUCCUAUAUAUAUAUAUAUGAUAUAUGUAUGAUAAGAGUAAAUGUAAGGAAUCAUUGUAUGGUUGGUUACUUGCAAUUAUGUCUAUGUUGCAGUAUUGUUAUAACCGUUCUAUCAAUGAAGAAAAUAUCGAAAAGA